UUUUUUUUUGACACAAUUGACAAUAUCGACAAAUCACAGCUAUGGAAGGGCAAAAGGGAAUGCGUCGGCACACUGCUUCAUCGGUUGGUGCCGCGAUAGCCCGCGGAGUCGCAGCUGCUGCCCGGCGGUCCAUGUCUUUUUCAAGACCAAAGUUACACCUCGACACAAAGGGAGCGGCCCAAAUCGGCGAGAUAGAGCGAAGGAAGCAGGCAGAGGUCCUGAAAUCCGCUGGACGAUACAAAAAGGUUGUAGAUUGGUGCAAGGUGCAACAGAAAUCACCCGAUGGCGAGGAAAACAAUGUCGUGUGCUCUCCCCUGCAGGCCCUGUGUAUUGCGGCCGCUGCGGAAAGUCAAGCAGAACCGGCCAAAGUAUCUCCCACCAUCGUUCCUGAUAUACAGCGUUUGGACCUGCCAACCAUAUUACGAACGCCAAAGUCCAAAGGAUCUCCAGAGAUUCAAACGGCAAAGACUCAAACCCCAUCCCUGACAGACCUCCCUACCGAACUGAUCUACGCCAUCUCCACCCGAGCCGGUUUUUUCGGCGCACUACAGCUCAUGCGGACCUGCCGAACGAUACACACCCUCCUCUCCAAUCGAUCGGCGUGGACGGAUUACAUGGACCCCACCGCCUGUUCAGACGUGGUAGAAAACACAUUGACGAUCAUGACCCGAAUAACAACAUUUGACCACUUGCUGUUUGGGGUUUGGAGUGGUCCGCCAGAAGAGCAAGGUGGACAAAGAAUCAAGGACCUGCAGGUGUUUUUUGAGCACCGUAGCUUUAAUGAGGAAUAUGACUUUUUGGGAGGUGUCUCAGCAAAGGUUGGAAGGGCUGGGAUUGCGGAUGUGUCCUUUUUCGAUCACCGAGACACACUCUCUUGUUAUCAAUCUGAUCUUAAACAUCGAGUUCAAACAGGCCAAAUUCCUCCUUCCAUUCCUCCUCCGACACCUACAUUACCAUCUGCGACGACAGCAACAGCACCGUCAAACGUUACUUCACCUCUCGUUCCUGUCCCACGAGGUCUGAAAAUCCCGCACACCUGCACAACCUGCGCUCACUUUGAUACUCAAAAUAUCCUCAAAUCCAUUUGUCUGCUCGAUCACACCCACCACCCUUCUGUCAAUUCCCUUGAGAGUGCCAUAUCGUGGGAGUACACCCUUCCUGAUGGUCGUCGAAGGAUUAAAUUCAAAGUUUUGUCGUAUCAAGCACCCAUUGGUUUCGUAUCUAUGAAAGAGUUGCCGAUGGUACAUGUCAAUGAAGUGACAAUAAAUGGACGAAAAUUGAAAGGUUGGGCCUAUGAAUUUUUUUCCAAGGUUGUAAAUGGAUAAAGCGUAAAAUGUACAUAGCUUUGUAUUUGGAUUUUGUUUAGAUUGAGCUUUUAAUUUGUAGAUAGCUUUUGUAAAUAGUUUAUUGUUUAUUACUGAGCUAGUCUGGGCAGUUUACCGCUAGUGUACCUAGAGAUUGUUGCUUGUCCGUUUUUUUUUAAGCGACCAAGUCCCUUCGUCUACAAUACUAAUCUUCUGGAACAAG
Spizellomyces punctatus DAOM BR117 is the source of this 1527-nucleotide messenger RNA. RefSeq lists its product as uncharacterized. NCBI's taxonomy places the organism in Eukaryota, Fungi, Chytridiomycota, Chytridiomycetes, Spizellomycetales, Spizellomycetaceae. The record is from RefSeq and is a predicted model, not a curated record. The coding region runs from base 42 to 1325 and encodes 427 amino acids. The transcript has 2 exons. Gene Ontology annotation, molecular function: protein binding.